Lichtheimia ornata is the source of this 663-nucleotide messenger RNA. RefSeq lists its product as uncharacterized. Bases 1 to 663 code for a protein of 220 amino acids. Gene Ontology annotation, molecular function: protein binding; phospholipid binding. The transcript is spliced from 2 exons. NCBI's taxonomy places the organism in Eukaryota, Fungi, Mucoromycota, Mucoromycetes, Mucorales, Lichtheimiaceae. The record is from RefSeq and is a predicted model, not a curated record.
AUGUCGACUUCAACAACAUGUUCAUCAUCAUCAUCAUCCGAACAACCCGAACCGGAGUCUGAACACACUCCCAGUACCAUUACCACUUGCACCAUUGUCAGCAACAUUGAUCCCGAGCCACCCGUAUACGAUGACCCGUGCCAUCCGUGGUCGUCGUCUCACAUCCAAUCUGGGAUACAAAGCGAUGAGGAUGAAGAUGAAGAACAUCUACCACCUUAUGAAUGCACCGUGUCACGAGCAGGACAAGUGCAUGUCAAACGUGAACGAGAAGAUGAGAACACGUUAUCCAAAAAGCGAUCAUGGAGAAACCUCUAUGUUGUUGUAUGGGGAACAUCGAUACGUGCUUAUAAGAAGCAACCCACCAAUCCUGAAACUGAAAGACCUGUAUGGAGCUUUUCAAUGCAACAUGCUGAAGCUGGAAUGGCUACCGAUUAUCGUAAAUAUCCAGAUGUUGUGCGUGUACGCAUUCGACACGGCCCUCAAUUCCUUAUUCGAUGCAGCACAUACAUGAGUGCGGUCUUGUGGAUCGACGCUAUCCAAGCAUCUGCAAAUGUAUGCGAGGAUCUUGACACACGAUGCAUGCCUGAAUUCUCAUUUGGUAGACGUUUAAGGCGAUCCAGACCGCAUCGUCGAUCACCUACUAAUACCCCCACAUCUCGUUAA